Molecule: messenger RNA, 669 nt
Organism: Microdochium trichocladiopsis
Lineage: Eukaryota; Fungi; Ascomycota; Sordariomycetes; Xylariales; Microdochiaceae
Product: PIG-P-domain-containing protein
Exons: 1
Coding region: 1-669 (222 amino acids)
Source: RefSeq, a predicted model, not a curated record
AUGCCCAGGCCCCUCCCGCUCCCGCACCAAAACUACUUCGCACCCCCUUUCUACGGCCGGCCACCAACGCCGCUCCCGCCAUCACCAUCGCUAACGUCAUUGCUACGACCCUCGCGCCCAAACACACCCGACGCAAGCGACGACGAGAUCGAGCCGGUGCCCCGCGCGUCGCCGCAGGUGCCCACGUACGAAUACUAUGGCUUUGUGCUGUACCUUUUCAGCUCGCUCGUCUUUCUGAUGUACUUGCUGUGGUCAUACCUGCCAUCGCCCUUCCUCCACGCACUGGGCAUCUACUACUACCCGAACCGCUGGUGGUCCCUCGCGAUCCCGAGCUUUCUCGUCAUGCUCAUCGUGUACAUCUACGUCGCGCUCGCCGCGUACAACACGGAGAUCCUCACGCUGGCCAUGAGCAGCAUCGAGACAGUCGUCGACGAGGCGUCCAAGAUUGCGGCCGUCGACUCGAGGGGCCGUCUCAGACCGGGAGGGGCAAGUGCUCAGACAGAGUGGAAGCCGAUCCCGGAGGAGAAGGCGAGAGGCCUGCGGUGGAGGGAGAUCUGGAAUGUAGGCACUGAUGCUGUAAUGGACGUCCCGCUGGCUGGUGUCUGUGAGGUGUUGUACGACGAUGUGUCUGACGACGAGGAUGCCUUUGGCGAUCUGGUAGAUACAUGA